ACUAGUUAGUACACUGUGCAUUUUGUGGUUGUGCAUGACAGUGAUGUGACAACUAUGUUUUUGUUUUUUUAAAUAAAAUUUAAAUUUUUAUUUCAACAUGUUACAAAAUUUUAUUUUAAAAGGAUUUCAAGUUAAACUACCCAGCAGGACGAAGAUCUUUAAUAAAUUAUCGAUUCACAACCGGCCUUGCAGGCACUGUGGGUCCAAGUUAUAUUCUAGUCAGAAAAUUCAAGUUUUACAUUGUAAUCUUGAGAGAAAAACUUUUAGUAAAACCAAUAUUUUCACUGUUAAAACUAGACGUUAUACCAGUGAAGUCGACGCUCAAAAGAAAAAUGGACAGAUUGAAACUCUAAAAGAUAAAACUGUGAUAACAACUAAUGUAAAACUAAAAUCAUCAGAAUUGAGAAGAUUAUUCAGUCUAGCUGGUCCAGAAAAAUGGACUCUUACAGGUGCUAUUGGUUUUCUUAUCAUAUCAUCAAGUGUGACCAUGGCAGUACCAUUUUCACUUGGGAAAGUUUUAGACAUUAUUUAUGAUACAACCAGUGAUUUGGGGGCUGCAAGAGAGAAACUUGACUCAUUGUGUCUAAUGCUAUGUGGGGUGUUUCUUCUUGGAGGAUUAUGCAACUUUGGCAGGGUUUAUUUAAUGUCAAUAUCAGGACAGAGAAUGACACAGGCCCUCCGGAAGCAAGUGUUUGGUGCAAUAAUGCGCCAAGAAACACAAUGGUUUAGUAAAAAUUCAACUGGAGAACUUGUAAAUAGAUUAUCCGCAGACACUCAACUGGUUGGGCGAAAUCUAAGCCAAAAUGUUAGUGAUGGAUUAAGAUCUUUACUUAUGGUUGGCGCUGGAACUGGCAUGAUGUUCUAUAUGUCACCAUCGCUAGCUUUAAUUGGCUUGUGUGUGGUACCUCCGGUAUCGGUACUAGCUGUUAUUUAUGGACGAUUCGUUCGAAGUAUUACUAGACAAUUGCAGGAUACACUUGCUGAUACAAGUGAGCUAGCCGAGGAAAAAAUAUCAAAUAUAAAAACAGUGAAAGCAUUUAGCAAAGAGAAGAGAGAAUGCGAAUCGUAUGCGCAAAGAAUAGAGAAUAUUUUGACAUUAGCCUAUAAGGAGUCGUUGGCUGUGGGGAGUUUUUAUGGAUUGACGGGUCUAUCUGGCAACACAAUAAUAAUCCUAGUACUUUACUAUGGCGGUGGUAUGGUGGCCACAGAGCAACUAACAGUGGGUAAUUUGACGUCGUUCUUACUCUAUGCUGCAUAUGUGGGCAUAAGUAUUGGUGGACUCAGCAGUUUCUAUACAGAGAUGAAUAAAGGAAUCGGUGCUGCGACACGGCUUUGGGAAAUUGUGGAUCGGGAGCCGAAAAUUCCAGUAUCCGGCGGUCUCAGACCAGUGGACCGUCCUCGUGGCGAAAUAAUACUAGAAAACAUAACAUAUAAUUACGGUGGGGCGCCAUUGCUGAAGAAUUUGAACCUGCAUCUCCAUCCGGGGAAGUCCGUGGCCCUUGUGGGGAGAUCAGGGUGUGGAAAGAGCACCAUCGCCUCUCUCAUAUUGAGGCUAUAUGACCCUGAGAAUGGGAGGAUCCUUCUAGAUGGUCGUGAUAUAAGGGAUUUGGAUCCUGUGUGGUUGAGGAGUCAUCUUGGUUUUGUCAGUCAGGAACCAGUUUUAUUUACUGGAUCGAUAAAGGAAAACAUUCUGUAUGGCCUGGAUGAAGAAUCAGCACUGGAGGCAAAUGAGAAGGAGGAGGCAUGGCUCCAAGCAGCAAAAGCGGCUCAGUUGCAAGACCUGGCGAACCAGAGCAGAGCGGGGUGGGAGAGGCAGGUGGGGGCGGGGGGCUCCGAGCUCAGCGGAGGGCAGAAGCAGAGGGUGGCCAUCGCCAGGGCUAUUGUUAAGAAUCCAAAAAUUCUCAUCCUAGACGAGGCUACCUCAGCAUUAGAUACGUAUUCCGAAUAUUUAGUCGACAAAGCAUUGAAGGAGAUAAGCAGAGAGCGCACAGUACUGACGAUAGCACAUCGUCUCAGUACCAUUCAGUCUGCGGACGAGGUCGCGGUGAUCGGCAACGGCGUGAUCGUGGAAAAGGGCUCCUACAAGGAGUUAAUGGAGAAGCCGAACGGAUACUUCAGAGAGCUCAUUACGCAUCAGACAUUCAUGAAGCCUAAAGAAAAAAGUUAACCUAAAUUAUUGACUUGUUGGCGGCGUGACGUUUUCGUUGACUUUUUUUUUCGCUUUCGAGACAUGACAUGGCUCCUAGUUUAUUAAAAUAAAAAAGUAAUAAUUACUCGUUAAUUUAUUGUGCUAAUUCUGAUGUUAUAUUUUAAUUAUUGAAUUUUUACAUUGUUGUAUUUAUUUAAUUUUUAUAAUCAAUAAAUGAUCGACUACUGACACACCACAACUUGUUAUGUAUUUAGUAAAAAUGCAACAAAUUAUAAAUUUAUUUUUCUAUGUAAUGUAUGGUGUUAUAAUACCAGUAAAUAAUUUUAUAAUAAUAAUACAUAGCAUUUAUUGGAUUUCUUUGAGUUUAAAAGUUUGUUGCGUAAAAUAUGGAUUACACCAGAACUAGCACAUGUUAUGACGAACAUUUAUUCAUAUAUCAAUUUAAUUUCACUCUUGUUUUUAUAUAGAAAGAUCAAAUACAAAAUAUAUUUUUUAACUUUAUCUAAAACUGGAUUAUUUUGUAUAAAUGUAACAGAAAGAAAAAAAUAUUACAUUUUUGGCGCCAGUUUUAUAAAUAAACGCUAAUGUCAAUAGCUAAUCAAAUAUUUCCAGGUAAGUAACACCGUAAACGCUCACAGAGUAGAGAGUUAUACGGAGCGCAUUUGACAGUUUACAUAGAAAGAUGUAGACAGAUAAUGGAAUCGGGUACCAUUUAACAUGUAACAUUUAGUUAUUGGUGCUGUGGUUUAUGAACAUUUUUUAAAAUUUUGUUUGACAAAAGUACAAUAAAGCAUUGUGAUCACAUCACUGCCAUUUUUUUUCAGUAAAUUUUUGUUAUAUUAUAAUAUUAAGUUUGUGCAAUUUUUAUUAAAAUUAGGGUGUGGUAACGACGGUUAUUAAAUAUUUAAUUACUUUUUGUAUGUAUGAAUUGAUUACAACUCCGCGUUUGAUUUUUCAUAAAAACUAGUCGCGAUAUCAUGUGAGAAAAAUAUCUAAAAAAAAAUAUUUAUUUUUUAUUUUUGUGGUUGUUAGUAACGAGUUUAACAAAGUUAGGUUAAAAUAUGUAUGUUAUUUACACUCACGUGUAACUUAGUUAUUUUGUUAGUAGAUUUAACUUUGUUUAACUCAUGGACGGUGUAAAAUGGUAAGAUAAGCUAAGACGGAAAAUUCUAUUAAAUACCCUUAAAAUAAAUCUAUUGGUAUUUUUGGAUAUUACGAUAUUUUAAAACGAGAUAUACAAAUUAAAAUUAUAAUGUUCGCAAUAAUCAUAUCUGAAUCAGCAAGGUUACUCUGUUAAAUUGAUUACGGUUUUUAAUUAUUGACAUAAUUGGAACUGUGUACCGAUUCCAAUAAUUAAUUCGUUCUAAUAAGGAAAAGUUGUUGUGUUUUCGGUGCUGAAGUCACAAAUAAUAUCGAAUUUACAGAGUAAGCCUUCAGUUGAAAUAAUAUGACUUAGCCGUAAGUACGACAAGCGUACAACUUUUAAAACGAUAACUUUUUAUUGUGAUAUGUUUGUGUUGUAAAUUAGAUGUAAAUUUUGAUUGUAUAGAAUUACCGGGUAAUGGAUUAUUUAAAUAAAUACUGUGGUUAUUUAA
Molecule: messenger RNA, 3744 nt
Organism: Pieris rapae (cabbage white)
Lineage: Eukaryota; Metazoa; Arthropoda; Insecta; Lepidoptera; Pieridae
Product: ATP-binding cassette sub-family B member 10, mitochondrial
Exons: 10
Coding region: 98-2167 (689 amino acids)
Biological process (GO): transmembrane transport
Cellular component (GO): membrane
Molecular function (GO): ABC-type oligopeptide transporter activity; ATP hydrolysis activity; ATP binding
Source: RefSeq, a predicted model, not a curated record